This is a messenger RNA of Rotaria socialis, 2787 nucleotides long. The record is from the annotation of a GenBank genome assembly. Lineage: Eukaryota; Metazoa; Rotifera; Eurotatoria; Philodinida; Philodinidae.
AUGGCAUUAAAUGAUGCAUUAAAUAAAUCAACAUUAACGCUUCACUCAUCAAAAAAAAUUGGACGAUUGCUAAUGCCAAAUGGUAAUGGAUCUACAGUCUGCAUUGUGGUAUUACCCCACCUUAUAUCAACUCAAAUACCUUAUAUAUAUCCCAAUCAAUAUGGUCUUACUGUCAAUGGUGAAGUGUUUCAACAGCAGCAAAUGCACCAUCAACAACAACUGCCAAUGCAUCAGCCACAACAACCACAGCAACAACAUCAAAUACAACAACAGCCACAACAACCGCAGCAACAACAUCAAAUACAACAACAGCCACAACAACCGCAGCAGCAACAUCAAAUACAACAACAGCCACAACAGCAGCAUCAAAUACAGCAACAACAACUACCAAUGCAUCAGCCACAGCAGCAACAUCAAAUACAUAAUCAACAACAACAACAACAGCCGCAAAUGUAUCCUCGGCAGCCAUACUAUCAAGGAAAUAUGCAAGAUCCAUCGAUUCAAUCUUCUGAAUCUAUCCAACCAAUGCAACCUCUACAGCCGUUUGUUAAUAAUUUCCAACCAGCUGAAAAUGAUCAUCUAAAUGGUCAAGUUCCUGCUUUAUCUCCAAUCGGUUCAAGUGAACGUUAUUUAGUUGGAAAUUUAUCUGAAUCAUUUUCAUUUCAAGUUGCACCACCAUCAACAAAAGUAACACACUUAGGUUUAAAUGGUUAUUCAUUAUAUAUUGUCGGUAUUGGCUUAUCAGAUAAAUCGAAAUUCCAGUACGAUGAACAAAAUAAUCAUUUGACUAUUCUUUCACUUGAUUCAACGACAGUUGGAUAUUACUCAGCAGUUGAUGCUAAUUGGCAAACCUUUGUUAACAUACUUAGUGCUAUCAAUGUUUCUUCGUUAAAAAUUCAUAAUUCUCAUACUAGUGAAGAUAAUAAUGGUUCAUCUCUUGUUUCUUGUUCCGUAUCAAUAAUUCGUUCAACAUUUAAAUUAAGCGAACCACCUUCAUCGUCGAAUAAUCUUGCUAUUCCAUCGCCAUCUUCGUUACCAUUAUCGUCACGAACAUCAGCAGUUUUGGCCGGUACUGAAAAUUUACCUCGCCUUGAUUUAUUCUUAUCAUCACGCGUACAACAAUCAGCGCUAUUAAACAAUAAAAUCUAUAAUGAUACAUUAAAUGAAUAUGUUUUUACACGUACCAUAUCAAUACAACGCCCAUUAACGCGAGUUGAUCACAAUGGAACAGUUCAAUGUCAAGUUGAAUCAAAUAAUAAUAAUGGUGUUUUUCUUAUCAAAACACUUCCAAUUGAUGUAGCAUAUGGACCUAAUUUAGAAGCAGGUGCUCUACCGGCUGUUAAUUUAGAAAGUCGAACGUCAAACUCAAUCUCAAUGGAAUGUCAAAUAGAAGCAAAUCCAACUCCAUCAUAUAUUUGGUAUGACAUGUUAAAUAAUAAUUCAACAGGAAUGAUGCCAUAUUAUGGUCAACAAAAUCCUUAUGGACAACAAUAUCCAUUACAAUCUCCAUUAAAUAUGCCCAUGAGUGGAUUAACUGUAUUUAGUACAACAAGACAAAUACAAAGAUUGUAUCAACAUCCAGGACAAUAUGCUAUGCAAUGUCAAGCACAAUCACGGGGAAAAACUAUUAAACAAGACUUUUUUAUUACAGUUUUACCUUCAUCAGAUCGAUUAAAAGCAGGCACAGAUGGAAAUAGAGAAAAAUCAAACAAAACUGCAAUUAUUAUUGGACUGAUCAUCGGUGGUAUUUUCCUUCUGGUUCUUGUUGGUAUCAUCAUAGGUGUUAUCAUAUUUUUAAAACGUCGUAAACCUGAUGUCAAUGAAAACCGUUCACUAUCUUCGAAAAAAUCAACAAAUGAUAAGCAAGGAAAACUUCGUUGGGGUAACAAUAGUAAUUUGCCAAUUGAUCAUUCGAAAUAUAAACAUGAAGCAUUGAAAGGCGAUUCAUCAUCAACAUCACAUUUAGUUGAAUCUGCUGAGAGUAGUACAAGUCAUGCUCCACCGAUUCCAAACCGCUCAUCACCAAUACCAAGUACGCAUUCAUCAUAUCGUCAAGUUCCUGUUUCUCUUCCACUUGCAUAUCAAGAAGCCAAUGCAUUUCCAGGUUCUCGUCGGCCUCCACCAACGCGUUCUUAUUCGCCUGAUCAAGAUGAUGGAGAUGAAAUUAAUGCUAGCAUUAAUGCAAUGCCAAUAACAACAAAUCGAUCACGAACAACAACGCCUUUUGGCUCACGCAAAUCCCUUUCAGAAUCAAUUCAAUCUUUAAGAUCUAAUCAACAACCAGCUUUAUCAUUACCUGUUAAAAAACGUUCACAGGAAGCUUCAACAUUACCUUCAUCAACAAUACCAAAACGUGAUCAACAAACACCUUCACCAAAAUUAUUUAGCACUAAAAAAGAUUAUCAACAUCAUCAUUAUCAUAAUCCAGCACAAUUAAGAGCUCAACAACAAGCAAAAAAUAGCGAUGCAUCAUCAGAAGAAGAUGAAUCAAAACAUCAACAACAAUUAAAUAAUGCCACCGAAGAUUCAGCUUUUCUUCCGAAAAAAUUUACAUUUCGUGUGCAAGCCGGUCCUGUGCCUCCAACAAAAGCAUCAAUCAGUAAUAAUCAAAAGGAAUAUCAACAACAGCAUGGACGUCGCGUAAGAACACCACCGCCACCUCAACAAAUGGUCGUUCAUCAACCAACAGCCGUACAUCAUGAUGAACCUCCACCAUCUUAUCGCCAAGCUGCUAAUUCAGCUUCUUUAUCUACUGCUUAUGUGUAUCAAGAACCAACUGAAGUUUAA